AUGUCCUCGCCAUCAGCCUUCUCGAGCCUCAAGCGCCGCGUGACCAAGCACCACCACGCGGCGCACAAGCGCGCGAGUUCCGCCUCGUCGGCCCUGUCCACCAUCUCGUCGGCUUCCAGCCUGAGCGAGGGCACGCCGCCAGCGUCCCCGCCCGCGCUGUCGAGCCUGCCCAAGCGCACCUCGAGCCUUAGCGACUCGGCGCCGCCCUCCCCCACCCGCCUGACCGACAGACCACCAGUCAUCCCCUUCCCCGAGCUCGCGCCGGUGUCGUUCGCGCCGACCCGCCCCGCGCCGCCGCCGCCCGCCGUCCCGCCCCGCACAGUCGCACCGUGGCGCGCACACCUGCUCGCCAUGGCCCAGAGCUACUCGUGCGUCGUGGAGGCCGGCGCCGCCAGCAACAACACCAGCAGCCACCAGCUCACGUCCACGAUCGGGCGGCUCGCCGACCCCCGCCUCAACGAGCGCCAGGCGCUCGCAGUCCUCAGGUCGUACCUCGACACCCUGCACUCGGACAACGCAUCGUUCCGCCCCCGCCGCGUGCCGGUGCGCUACACCCGCGCAUAG
Vanrija pseudolonga is the source of this 564-nucleotide messenger RNA. RefSeq lists its product as uncharacterized. The record is from RefSeq and is a predicted model, not a curated record. Lineage: Eukaryota; Fungi; Basidiomycota; Tremellomycetes; Trichosporonales; Trichosporonaceae. The transcript has a single exon. Bases 1 to 564 code for a protein of 187 amino acids.